Messenger RNA from Drosophila suzukii, 842 nucleotides. RefSeq lists its product as uncharacterized. NCBI's taxonomy places the organism in Eukaryota, Metazoa, Arthropoda, Insecta, Diptera, Drosophilidae. The record is from RefSeq and is a predicted model, not a curated record.
AACCAAGCUUCAAAAAUGAUUUCCCUAAUUGUAUAUAGUUUUAUAUUUUAUAUUGUCGCAGCUGAGCGUAAUUUAAAGGUUGUAAAGUACGAGAACUCCGUGGACACCAUUGUGAAGGACCUUAUCGACAACUGGCAGUCGCCACUUGUUUACCUAAAAGAUCGCGGCUACCUACCCAAGGAGCUACAAAUCGCUCCCGAACUGGAUUUACAGCAGCUGCAAGCGAAUUCAGGCCCAGAACUGUCAAUAAACGAAUUACUACGGCUCAACAAGGAAUCCAAAAGGGAAGUAGAGGCCAAAAACAACGUAAAUGCAGAUGGAAAAUUGGAUGAACGGUCUUCCCGUUCCCUUCACGAUCCCAAAGAUCUUGAGCUGAAGAGGAUGUUCCAGACACUGUUCUCCACCAACGACCAGGCGGCCUCUGAGGAGAUUCAAUCGAAACUGGGUGUGUCCUGGGACAUGAAUGCUCUGAAAUCUUCUGCCCGUUUGGGGGCCAAGAAAUAUCUGGAGAAGUUUAACAGCAAGCGUAAUCAGGGAAUAUCCCUUUUAACAAAUGAAGCUCCAGAUGCCCCAAUUUCUGGAGAAGCAUCUAUAAUACCAGCCCAUAUCUUGGAUAAGAAAAGCAACGAAGCCGUGGAUAAGUCCGGCUACAACAGACCAAACUACCUGAACGGGGUGGCUAAGAUUCUGGGCAAUCCAGAAAUAAGGUACAAGGAUUGGGACUCAAAGCCUGCCCAGGAAAUAAGACCAAAAGCCAUGAGCAAGGAGAAUUGAAUGGUUGAUUAAAUGUUCUUGUAGUUCCGAAAUGGGCUAACCAAAGCACAAUUAAUUAGUUGGGGGAG